Molecule: messenger RNA, 2160 nt
Organism: Sitophilus oryzae (rice weevil)
Lineage: Eukaryota; Metazoa; Arthropoda; Insecta; Coleoptera; Curculionidae
Product: lachesin-like
Exons: 11
Coding region: 1-1599 (532 amino acids)
Biological process (GO): homophilic cell-cell adhesion; synapse organization
Cellular component (GO): neuronal cell body; axon; plasma membrane
Molecular function (GO): axon guidance receptor activity; protein binding
Source: RefSeq, a predicted model, not a curated record
AUGGCCAAACCACUUGAGACCUCUGAUUUCGACUCUGUUGAUAAUUGUCUCUGGAGCAUUCAUUCGGUGUCUGAUCUCUAUGUUGAAUUGCGGGCUCAUCCCCAGAUUAACGAGUACGACGUUCCCCAGGGAAAGCCUCCCUCGUUUGUGACCCCGGGACAGACCUACAGGAUAGCCUCGGGAGCGACGGUCAUUCUGCCAUGUCGCAUCACGCAACCUGGGAGCUAUGUACUAGCUUGGAAACGUGGAAUUGCUGUGUUGACAGCUGGCCCAGUAAAAGUUUCUCCCGAUCCUCGUUUGCGAGUACUACCAUCACCAACCAUCGAGUCACCAGCUUCAAGGAUUGGAAGUGUUCCAGAACUUUCAGGAGGAGGAUAUAGUUUGGAACUAAGAGAUGUCAGACCUCAAGAUGCUGGCGAUUAUAUAUGUCAACUUGGCACUAUUGAACCCAAAGAAAUCGUACAUACUCUGGAAGUCUUGGUACCUGCUAGGAUUCACUUUGUCUCUCACACUGGUACAGUGGAAGUAACUCAAGGGCAAAUGGUCAAAAUGGAGUGUAAGGCUUCCGGUAAUCCGGUGCCGGCUGUUUCUUGGACAAGAAAGAAUAACGUCAUGCCCAGCGGAGAACGAAGCAUCCAAGGCUUGACCAUGGUCAUUCAACAUGCUGACAGACACUCUGCGGGACAGUAUCAGUGUUCUGCUGAUAAUGGUGUGGGAGAGCCUGAUGUCAGACAUAUAAACAUCAAUGUUUUAUAUGCCCCGGAAGUGGAAGUGGAGAGGACCACAGUUCAUACAGGCAUUGGGUUGGAAGCUUUGUUAGUUUGCAUUGUUUACGCGGAGCCAGCGGCACAGGUUAUUUGGUUUAAAGACACUACACAGCUGGGUACAACAGAGCGACAUACAACACAUGCCAGAGGAAACAGAUAUACGCUAUCUAUCAGAAAUGUAUCUGCAGCAGAUAUGGGUAACUACAGUUGUGUUGCAUCAAAUGUACACGGCAAAGCACGAGGUCACGUGAUACUCACAGGAACAGCAACAACGGCAGUGAUAGAAUCACCACCAAAAGGCACAGAAAGGGACAAGUUCACAAUUUCCUGGACCGUCAACAGUCAUUCCUCUAUCAUUGAAUACCGACUAUACUACAGACAACAGCCCAGACAUCACCACCAACACAGACAGGAAGAGACCAACGAGUACAAGAGUCCAAGAAUUAAUGGCACCAAGAUUGUUGGAUUCAGAAAUGACUGGAGUCUUGUGACAAUAAAUGGCCCUGGAUUUUCAAAUCGUCAUUUCUCUGGAAUGAUUCCUCCCUAUCCAGGAGUGACAAAGCAAACUAUGAACUACACUCUGAUCAACCUCUUACCAGCAACAACCUAUGAGGCCAGGGUCCAAGCAAAGAAUGAUUAUGGAUGGAACAAGGCAUCACCUAUAUUUCACUUUACAACACGCCCUAAUGACAUGGAGAAUUUGAUUGAACCUUCCGCCCAACCGGCGGUCUACGGUUCAAACCAGAGCCAGGGCAUGAGCAGUACCCAAUCACGUCCAUUCCUAGCUUACGCACUGUACUGCCUUACGCUGAUCUGUUGUCUCUUCAACUAGGAUUUGUGAGGUUCUGAAGAGAUAUAAGGAAAUUAUUGCUAUAACGAACAACCGGAGUGAGUGGUUUAACAUGGAUGGUCAAGUGCAUUUCCUGACAUAACGUGUUUGUUAAAAAUUAUUCCCAUUGUUCUACAUACGUGAGUGUUAAAUAAAAUUGAAUGUGUAGAUUUUCCGUUUAUAAUAAUACAUUCACCAUUGCCAUUGUUCACUUUUAUAUGUCGAAAAUGUAUUUAGGUAAUUCUUCUGUUGUACUUUAAGUAACUCUAAAAAAACAUGAAAAAUGCUUUUUACCGUUAUUGUAAUUAUGCUAAAAUUAUUUUAUUACCUACUAAUGCGAUACAAAAUGAUUGAAGUAGUUGGUUAUUAUGAUUUUACUUAUUUAGUUGGUAGUACUUUCCAAUUUCAACCAUUUUCGUUCGAUCAAUAUUAUAUUUCCUAUAUAAAUUUUUAAAUAUCUAAGUCUAAAAUAAUGUUACAUCUAUCCCUGUUAUCAAACAGAUAAUAAAACAAAAACUAUACAGGGUGGCCCGAACUGUAUUCCGGAAACUUUGGCAGCGUAUU